AAAAGAAUAUCCAACUUUUCCGACUUCUGCCCUAGAUACUUAUCUUAUAUAGCGAUACAAUUUGUCAAGACGCUUAGGAGUUUAUAUCACAUCCGCGAUCUGCGAAAUGUUCAAAGCAAAUGUACAAUGCAAUUUGUAAAUAGCGCCGGGGGUGUUAAUUUCGUCGAAGAAUCGUGCACUUGAUACUCAAGUCGAAUGGUAUUUAAUUGAUCGCGAGGAAGAGUUGGCUCUUGUUCAUCGGCAGACGAGCUUGUGUUACAGUGAAAGUGUUUUUUGCAGAGCGUUGAAUGGGGAGAAGUUUGAAUUUUGUUAAACCUUUUGAUUGACAUUCUUCAAAAAUGAAUAACAAUAUUACGGUUAACGGUGAACAUAAGUCCAAUGAAAUAGAUAGAGAAAUCAAGCAGAAUCUUAGUGACAUCGACUAUGACAAGGAAAACAAAGCUUCUGCGUUUAGGAUUCUCGCGUCGCAAUCCUAUGCUACGUUGGCAACGAAUAUGUUGAAAUUUUCUUAUGGCGCCUGCAUGGGAUUUACAACGAUAUUUUUAAUAGAGUUAGCCAAAAAGGAUGCAGAGAUAAAAGUUACUUUUGCCGAAUUGACAUGGUAUUCCACUUACUUUUUCAUGAUACCUGUCGGUUCCAUCGUUGGAGGCGUUGUUGCUCAAUGGAUGGGUAGUCGUUUGCUCAUGAUGCUCGCAGCAGCCAUGGUCGUAUUUUCUUGGCUGCUCUACCAUUUUGCGACGAAUUCUUCGAUGGUUUUGUUCGCACAAGCAAUAAAUGGUGCAGCAGGUGGUAUGACUAAGGGACCUGGUCUUACGUACAUAGCCGAAAUUUCGCAACCAAGGCUGAGAGGCACCCUUAUGUCUACUGCUACGUUGUUCUAUUUGGCAGGCCAAUUCUUUGCUGUUCUUUUGGGAGGUUACUUGUAUUGGAGAACAGUUGCAUUAGUAAAUCUGGUCGUCCCAGUAAUUGGAUUGAUAAUGUGUUGCUUCAUACCGCACAGUCCACAUUGGCUUGCAAGUAAGAAUCGCAUUGAAGACGCUCAACGUUCUCUAGCUUGGCUUCGAGGCUGGACAACCAAAGAAUGCAUCAAAUCUGAGUUCGACACUUUCAUGAACACCCUUGAAAUGUCCAGAAAGAAGACUAUGACGGAUGAAAGCAUUGGCAGUUCCAGUUUUGGACAUAGAUUGAAAAGAACGGUUCUACCGUACUUACAUCGAUCUUUCUAUAUUCCUCUGGCAGUAUCUUGUUACAUAUAUUUCAUUAAUACCUUUGGUGGAUCUCAUUCAACGCAAUCCUACGCUGGUCUCAUAUUCCAACAAAUCAAAUCACCUCUUGAAGCUCAUACCGGUACGAUUAUUUUGAAUGCUGGUCGCACACUGGGAGCAGUUUCUUGUUUGUUCACAAUUCGCCUGGUUGGUAAAAGGAAACUCAUAUUUUUCUCACUUUUCGGCGGUGGAGUUUCGUACGCUGUUGCAGCGAUAUUUAACGUUUUGAUGGAAAAUAAUCAAAUCGAUUCAAAAAAGUAUGCCUGGGUACCGACGAUCAGUAUUAUAAUGGCUAUAUUUAUGAUUGCUGCAGGCAUUGAUAAAAUCAUGCAUUUAAUUAACAGCGAAAUAAUUCCUCUACAAUAUCGCCUAGUGGGCUCUGGAAUUGGUCAAACGUUCUACAAUUUGAAUCUGGCAACGUUGAACAAAGUUUUUCUCUAUGUUGCCGGAUACGUGACAUUGUCGGGUAUGUUUGCUGGUUUUGCCACCAUAAAUCUUAUAGGCUUCCUUACAAUUUAUUUCAUACUUCCCGAAACUGAAGGAAGGUCACUAGCUGAAAUCGAAGAACACUACUCAGGUGUGCGAAAACUAACAGAUAAGAAAAAAGGCGAUAAAGAUAACGAUGUACCUGCUUAAUUAAACAAUUGAUAGAGUAUGUGUUCGUGACGUUUUUUGUAGAGGACAUUUGUAAAAAAUAUUGCAUGGAUGUAUUGUUAUUAUUUAAUAUAUAAGUGUGUAAAUAAUCAUGUAUUAAACCUCAUCAACGCAUUUUUAUAAGAUCAUGAUUUAAAAAUAAAUGAUUCAAUUAUUCAUGAA
This is a messenger RNA of Nasonia vitripennis (jewel wasp), 2081 nucleotides long. RefSeq names its product facilitated trehalose transporter Tret1-like. Gene Ontology annotation, molecular function: transmembrane transporter activity. Gene Ontology annotation, biological process: transmembrane transport. Lineage: Eukaryota; Metazoa; Arthropoda; Insecta; Hymenoptera; Pteromalidae. Bases 339 to 1901 code for a protein of 520 amino acids. Gene Ontology annotation, cellular component: membrane. The transcript is spliced from 4 exons. The record is from RefSeq and is a predicted model, not a curated record.